Diospyros lotus (date-plum) is the source of this 707-nucleotide messenger RNA. RefSeq lists its product as uncharacterized. Gene Ontology annotation, cellular component: U4/U6 x U5 tri-snRNP complex; U2 snRNP; precatalytic spliceosome. The transcript is spliced from 6 exons. Gene Ontology annotation, molecular function: RNA binding. The coding region runs from base 116 to 382 and encodes 88 amino acids. The record is from RefSeq and is a predicted model, not a curated record. Gene Ontology annotation, biological process: mRNA splicing, via spliceosome; spliceosomal snRNP assembly. NCBI's taxonomy places the organism in Eukaryota, Viridiplantae, Streptophyta, Magnoliopsida, Ericales, Ebenaceae.
CAGAAAGAAUCCAUAUUUCUAGGGUUUUGUUAUUUGUACAUCUGAGACCCUGUAGCCUCUCCAAAAGUUUUCUCAAGAAGACAGACUCCAUCACCGACUGUAGCAGGUAGCAGCCAUGGCUUCCACCAAAGUCCAGAGGAUCAUGACCCAGCCGAUCAAUCUUAUUUUUAGGUUCCUUCAGAGUAAAGCUCGCAUUCAGAUAUGGCUUUUCGAGCAGAAGGACUUGAGGAUUGAAGGCCGGAUUAUUGGGUUUGACGAGUACAUGAAUUUGGUUUUGGAUGAUGCUGAGGAGGUCAACAUAAAGAAGAAGAGCAGAAAAGCUUUGGGGAGGAUCCUUCUUAAAGGGGAUAACAUCACGCUGAUGAUGAACACGGGGAAAUGAUGAGAAAAUUCAAAUGGUGCUCAGAAUGGCAGGUGUUUUUUGGUUGGCAUUGGUUGCGGAGCAGGGGAAUUGAGAUAGUAUGGACAUUUGUUUGUGUUGAUGUACUUUUAGAUUCUAAAACAGCAAGAUUCUUGCAUAUCUUUGUAUAUUGCCCUUGAUCUUCCUGAGACUGGGUGUGUUGAUUGCGUUGAUCUUACAUUUGCUUCUUCCCCCGUAGCCAUAAAAUUGACAAAUGGGCGAGAUGUUACAAGUGCUGCUGCUUUUGUAGAAACCCAGAAUUGCUACAAGUGCUGCUGCUUAAGAUGAAUUGUUUUGUUGAGUGUGU